GCAAUGGAUUCUCCCUACGCAAACGGAGCCUACAGCCCCCCGUACCCUCCGGCUCCCGGCGCCGCCCCGCACUACACCAGCCUGCCGCAGACACGGGGGUACUACUGCUCCGGGCCCCCGCGGACCCCCUACCCUGCAGAGUCCACGGGCAUGUACCGGCCCCCGUCGCCCGCUCCCCCCUGGAGCUACGCCCCGCCGGACUGCCCCCCCGAAGGGUCCUCUCUCAGGAGGCAGCAGACCCCGGGAAUGCCCAUCCCACAGUAUCCGUACGGAGACAACAAUCCAGGGGUCACACCGCAGGGGCCUCUGCCACAGCCCAGACCCCCGGAGGACACGUGGGCUCCCCCCACCGUCUAUGGGGUGCAGCCGCGUUACGCAUGGCCCGCUGCUUCGGCGCACGGGAACCCGUUCGUCUCCGAAUCGCACCCAUCCUGGACUGGCAGCGGAGCGCCUUCCCACCCUCCUGCAUGGGACGCAAAGGAUACUGCUUACGACAAACCUGAGCAAAGCGCAAACCGGCACAACUACUAUUCCGAUGUCAAUCACCAGCACUCUGGGACAAUUAAUGACCACAAGCCAGCCACUCCGCUCAACGCCAGGCCACCCCUUUCAAACCCCAAGGUGCAGUACAGCGCACAGCCCCAAAUGUAUGACAGUGCAUCUCGGAAGCUUUUGGCUGGGAACCGGGAGGCUGGCUUUAAACCUGGUGGCCAGCCUUCAACAAAUUCUGCAGCCAUCCAGCCAGAGAUUCAGAGAAUCCUCCACGUUAUGGGGGAGGCUGAACAGCUGGAGCAGGAGGUGGAUGAAUUUGUAGGAAAAAAGACAGAUAAAUCCUACCGGCUUCUGGAGGAGAUGUUGACCAAGCUGCUGUUGGAACUGGAUUCCAUCGAGACUGGUGGCCAGGACAGUGUUCGGCAGGCCAGGAAAGAGUCCGUCCACAGAAUUCAGGCCAUACUGGAAAAACUGGAAAGAAAGGGAUUGUGA
Messenger RNA from Fulmarus glacialis (Northern fulmar), 984 nucleotides. It is a transcript of the gene BAG4, whose product is annotated as BCL2-associated athanogene 4. Gene Ontology annotation, cellular component: cytosol; nucleus; membrane. Lineage: Eukaryota; Metazoa; Chordata; Aves; Procellariiformes; Procellariidae. The annotation marks the transcript as partial. The transcript is spliced from 3 exons. The record is from RefSeq and is a predicted model, not a curated record. Gene Ontology annotation, biological process: protein stabilization. Gene Ontology annotation, molecular function: protein-folding chaperone binding; adenyl-nucleotide exchange factor activity.